This is a messenger RNA of Closterium sp. Naga37s-1, 4668 nucleotides long. The record is from the annotation of a GenBank genome assembly. NCBI's taxonomy places the organism in Eukaryota, Viridiplantae, Streptophyta, Zygnematophyceae, Desmidiales, Closteriaceae.
AUGGCGGUAGGUCCAACGAGUCAGCCGCGCAGUAGCUGCUUCACGCUUCGCCUCUUAGGCAAACAGAAAUCGACCAGGAGCAAGAGGCAGUCCACCGUGCAUCCCGUGGGAGAUCUCGCCGCUCACCCAGCGCCCGCCGCGGAACAUCCACGUGGCGAUGGUAGGAAUGGCGCCGCGAGAGCUGGACGUGGACAGGUCGCAGGAGUAGAGAUUCAUACAGCCACAGCUGCGCCAGCAGUCGCUGUUCCACAUAGUCAUCGCGCGCAGAAUGACUGUCCCGAAACCGACGACGGCAGGCGAGUGCAAUACGCGCAGGAUCUAGCAGCGGCGCCGCUAGAGCGAUCACUAGAGCACGCCGAGCGAAGUCUUGUGGCAGCAGCCGUAGCUGGUGCUGCAUCAACUUCGCCAUGCGAAUCAUCGGCAGGAAUUUCUGGGCAGCAGGUAGCGGCUGGAAUUCGGCUGAAGCUGCAUCGUGUGGAAGAGGAGCCGUCCAGUUCAGAUGCGCCUGAUGCUGUCCCCAAAGGCUCCUCCGCUGAGCAUUCCAAGUAUCUUGUCGCGCGCUCCUCGAGCAGCGACUUCUGCGACGAUGCGCGAUCCAUGCAAUCCUCGCGACGGCCGUCGCUCACCGGCGGGCGCAGCUACGAGAAGGCGCGGCGGGAGGGGCAGGAGCUGUACCGGCGGAAGGAGUACGCGGCGGCGACGGAGAGCUACGGGGAGGCGAUGCUGGCGCUGCUGCGCGAGGCGGGGCGCGACGACGCGACGAAGCGGUCGCUGCAGGCCGUGCUCCUCGCCAACCGCGCCAUGUGCUUCCGCUACCUGAGCAGGAACGAGGAGGCGAUACGCGACUGCCACGCGGCACUGGCGUCCGACUUUUGCGCGGGCCAGACGCUGCUGCACAUCGAGGAGGUUCUCGAGGAAUGCGGCGACCUUCGCGGCGCGCUCGCGUGCCACGUGGCGUCCGUGCAGCGCGCGCUGGACGAGCGGCCGAGCGGCGAGAUUCCCACGGAGGAGGCGACGGAGGUGGAGCGCGUGCGACGGCAGCUGAUUGGCGAGCGAGAGCUGGCGAUUCAGUGGAAGAAAGUUCCCGCCAAGGGCAAACCGCCGCUUGGCGCGCAGAUGUCGGCGGUGGAGUGGCGCGGGCAGGUGAUUCUGUUCGGCGGCACGGACCGCAGCCACAACCUGCUGCCCAACGACCUCCACAUCUUCGAUACGUACAAGUCCGAGUGGCUGCUCGUCCACAUCCCCGGCCUGCGCCCCGCCGCGCGCGCCGGCCACCGCGCCGUGGUCCACGGCGACUGCAUGUACGUCUGCGGCGGCGGCCACUCGACGGAUUUCGAUAUGUGGCGGCUCGAUCUGGUGACCAUGGACUGGGAGCCCGUGCCGGCCGCGCCGGGGCUGCCGGCCGGGUCGACCGAGGACGAAUCAGAUCAGCGCUCCGACGAGCAUCCCGCGAGCUUGGCGGGACAGGAAUUGGCGACGCGGGGCCAGGCGCCGCCGGGAUUGGUGCAGCACAGCGUGUGCGUCGUUGACGGCCGGCUGCUUGUUUGGGGCGGCUUCGUUGUCGGCCGGCCGCCGCUCGAGCGGCACGCUAACCGGCAGCACCUGUACGAGUUCGACUUCGAGACGGGCGAAUGGCGGCGCGACACGUGGCAGGGGGACUACCUCCCGAAGGCGUAUCAGGACCGCGGCGUGGGCACGUGCGCGGGCGUGGCGAGUUGCAGAGAGGGCGGCAGGAGCGAGUCGGUUGAGAUCAUGUCGUUCUUCGGAAGCCGCAAGACGCUCGUGCCGCGAUCCGGGCUCAUCAUGGACGAGUCGACCGCCACCGUCGAUCGCCUCCUGCUGGGCGAGCGCCGAUGGCAGCCCGUGCCGCUGCUCGGGCCGCGCGUGCCUGCGGCGCGGUCGGAGGCAGCGUUCUUGUCGCUGCCGGAUUACGCGGCGACGCUGUGCGUGGGCGGGUACUACGAAGGCGCGAUUCACCGCGACGGGUGUCGGUACUACGGCGACGCGUGGCUGUGGCACCACGACCUGGGCAUCUGGUCGCCGCUCGCCGCCAAGGGCGACGACUUCCGCGCCGGCGCGCACUUCUGGCUCGUGCAGCGCAACGACGGCGCCGUCUUCGUGGGCGGCGGCUUUUGCGGCACGCCCAUCACGACCAUGUUCGGAGCGGUCUACGAGGCCACCAUCGCUGCGCCCAAAGUGCGCCGUCCGCCGCCCCCGCGCGCCCCUGCGCGCUCCCUUCCCCUCGCCCACCCCAUCCCGCCCGGCUCCCCGCUCCUAGCUCUCCCCGCGCCCCCUUCCGCCGCGCCCAUUCUUGCGCUCCCCUGGGGCUCUUCCCCUUCCCCUGGGCGCGGAACUUCCGCCUCCUCCUCCCCCUCCCCCCCGCCGCACUCCUCCCCUCGUCCCCUCUCCGCUUGCUCCUCCUCCUCCUCCCUGCGCACGCCCGGCACGCCGCUCAUGCCCAUCGUGCGCUCCGCGUCCGCCGCCGCGUUCCGCCAAGGCGCGCGGUCGAGCGCGCACGGGGAAGGGGAGAAGCUGGGCGCGGCGGGGGGAAUGGUCGUGAUGAGCCGCUGCAACACCCUCCCCGCGCAGUACUCUCCGCCAGGCGGGGGAAUGGCGGGGGGAGAGGGCGGCGCGGGCGCGGGCGGAGGCUUCAGCGCGUGGGACGAGCGGCAGCUGGCGCUGGGAUCCGCUGACGUCAGCACGGAGCAUCACGACGCGAACGUGCGGUUCAAGGCGAAAGAGGAGGCGCCGUUCGAGGCGCCUUUGGGACCAAUCAACAUCAAGAUUCUUAAGCUCGAGUUUGAACGACGGCGUGAGAACCGGCUGAAGACGAAAGCAGAGAUGGCGGCGGCGGGUGCAAUGGCGGCGAUGCGGCGCGUGAGGGCGCAGCAGGCGGACCAGAUGGGCGCAGGGGUGGCGCAGUCCCUGAUGCUGCACGUGCGAAUGAGACAAAUCGACCCGCCCAUCUGGAGGCGAAUGGAGGUGUCGGGGCACAUGACGCUCCGCCAGUUCCACAAGCACGUGCUGCGCCUCUCCAUGGGCUGGGCCAGGGAUCAUCACGCCUACAAGUUCCGGUCCUCCUCAGGCCCGUGCCCUGGCGUGUGGUUCGGGCCGACCCUGUCUGCCGCACCUGACUUCGCCCUGGCGCGCAUGCUGGGGCAGGGCUUGGCGGACGACAACUGUGUGCUGCUGGGGGAGAUGCUCGUCAAGGAGGGAGACCGUAUGGCGUAUGUGUAUGACCUCACAGACCGCUGGGAGCAUGAGAUCGUGCUGCUGCACGCCACACCCGGCCCGCCACACCGCCCUCUGAGAGCGGAGGUGGUGGAUGGGUGGGGGGCAUGUCCCCCGGAGGACGUGGGAGGAAUGGGGGGCUACCUGCGGCUGCUGGAGAGAGUGCGCAGCAGCCAUGGCAGCAAGCGCGAUGCCGCGUGCACACGGGUGCUACGGGCCGCUAAUAAGAGCCACCUUGACUCGUUUGACCCCACCAAUUUCCCUCUCAACGCCUGCAGAGCAGCUUUGGAGAAGCACCUGGCAUCAGCGACUCUCACCCCGCCAUCCAACCACCUCGACCCUGUCGCUGUCACCACCCACCCCGCCCCCGCCCUCGCCUCCCCCUCUCCCCUCGCCCCCCUCCAACGCUCCAAGUCCUUCUCCCUCACCCGCCCCUCCUCCACCAGCCCCCACCACUCGCACACGCCACAUCAGCUGCCACAUCAGCAGCACCGACACCAUCAGACCGCCAGGUCACCGCACCGUGGCAGCAGCCCCCACCGCAGCCCUCGGCCAAUCACAAGCAGCUCGAGCUUCGGCAGCAGCGUCAGCAGCAGUAGCAGGGGGGGUGGAUCCAGGGGUGGCGGAGCAGGAGGAGGGGGGACACGGGGAGUAGUAGCAGGGCCGAUACUAGCGCAAUCCGUGCCUCCCCUGAAUCUACCUCCCCCUGAUUUCGCGGGGCGCAAGGCGUGUCAGGCGUGUGGGUCGAGCAAGGCGGAGGUGGCGUGUGAGAGGUGCCACCGGGCCUUCUAUUGCUGUGUGGAGCAUCAGCACAUGGACUGGAAGCUUGGCCACAGGCUCGUGAGGGAGGGGCAGGUGACGAAGGAGGAGGUGAAGCGGCGGGACCUGCGGGGGGAGCUGGAGGAGCGCGAGAGGCGGCACUUCGCCGCUAAGGACAAGGAGCAGCAGCUGCGCACCGACGACCGCAAACGAACCACCGGGUUGCUGUUACCAGGCGGGGCGUUGGGAGGGCGGAAGGAGGUGGAGGAGCGGUUGAUACCCCGAGCAGCGGAUGCAGACGACUCCGAUGGAGAGGACAGGCGGGGCGGCGGGGGUGAUGACGAGGAUGAGGACGAUGAUGACGAGGACGAUGACGAGGAUGACACCAUGGAGCUGCUUGCUGAGCUGGAGAGAAUCAAGAAGGAGCGAGCGGAGGAGAAGCUGCGCAAGGAGAAGGAGCAGGCGGAGCAGGAGGCGAAGGCGAGAGAGAAGGAGAUGGCACGCGGCAACCCCAUCAUGGCUGCUGGGGGCUCUGCCUUUGCUGUCAAGCGCAGGUGGGACGACGACGUGGUGUUCCGCAACCAGGCCAAGGACGAGCAGAAGCCCACCAAGCGGUUCAUCAACGACACCAUUCGCAGCGACUUCCACCGCCGCUUCCUCAACAAAUACAUGAAGUAA